Haliotis rufescens (red abalone) is the source of this 3035-nucleotide messenger RNA. Its product is annotated as failed axon connections homolog. The record is from RefSeq and is a predicted model, not a curated record. Gene Ontology annotation, cellular component: cytoplasm. The transcript is spliced from 6 exons. NCBI's taxonomy places the organism in Eukaryota, Metazoa, Mollusca, Gastropoda, Lepetellida, Haliotidae. Bases 93 to 977 code for a protein of 294 amino acids.
UACAAUUCAUUCACGUACAUGCUGACAAUAUCGCAAGGUAUAUUACCUCAGGGAUUGAUUAUUUGCAAGAUUGUAGCAGACGAACUCUAAAGAUGUUGGGCUACGUCGGUGAACCUUCGCUUAUUCUGACCGCGGCUGUGCUUCUUGUCUGCAUUUUGGCGAUCGCUAUCUUUCUUGGAUGGAAAAGGAAAUCCCCUCCGUAUCCAGCCCCAAAGGGCGUGGUGGUGCUGUACCAGAUCGGGAGGGGGCCCUUCUGUCCAAGUGUCUCGCCCUUCCCCCUCAAACUCGAGACGUUCCUCAGGUUUAACAAAAUACCUUAUAUGAACAUUCACUCUAGUCGAUUCUCCAAGAAAGGAAAAACCCCAUGGAUCGAGUAUAAUGGCCAAGCCAUCGCCGACUCCCAGUUUUGUAUUGACUUCCUGUCACGUGAGCUCGGUAUCGACAUGAACAGUCACCUGACUCCGGUGGACAAGUCCAUCUCGCGGGCCUUUCAAAAGAUGAGCGAGGAAAACACGUACUGGUCCAUGUGUUACGAGAUGUUUGCCGUCCCUGACAAGACCCGCAUCGCGGAGGUGAUGCCACAGUAUAAGGGCUUCAAGCUGUGGGCCUUCACAACCGUGUUCUCACGCGUCAUCAAGAAGGAACUCUACUACCAGGGCAUCGGUCGCCAUAGCGACGAAGAGAUCUGGACUAUCGGAAGAGCCGAUCUACAAGCCAUAUCGACAUUUCUGGGUGACAAAAAAUUCUUCAUGGGAGACCGCCCCAGUCAGAUAGAUUGCGCCAUGUUUGGGAUGCUGGCUCAAGUACUGUGGCAUAUGCCAAGAACCCGACAUGAGAAAUUCGCACACGAUCGCCUACCGAACAUCGACGGCUACUGUGAACGGAUGAAGGAGCUCUGCUGGCCAGACUGGGAUAAGCUCUGCUUGAAGCACCCAUCCUACCAGGACGAUAACUACAAGACCUACCACACUGAGUGACCUGACCUUGUAACAGGUCAAGGUCAAGGUCACCGUGGAGGUAUUACACUGCCGUAGAAUAGGUACAACCAAAGCUCCUUACAGCUCGAAAACUUGAAGAAACAUCGUAUCCGUAAAAAUGGGUAAUUCAUGAGAAUCUGUUGAUGUCGGAGUAGACGCAACGACCACCGAAGGUUGAUCCCGUCGGGGCUCGUUGAUUCUAUUCCGUAAUCAACAGAUUCGAUUGAUUUCUCCGACUUCCUAUGUUAUAGUUGAUGUAUUAUUUCUCUAUAAUUUUGCACAAUGACCUUUAGUUGCGUCAGUUUGACGCGUUCAGAAUAGCCAGUGAAUUCCUUGCUCAGAAUCAGCUGCAAGAACAAGAGCAUGACCUCAUGUUUAAAAGUUAUAGAACAUUGUGAUAUACUGAUGGGAAGAAGUAAGGGAACACGUACUACGGCAGCAGAAGAAUGUAUGUUGAUGUUUUAGGAUAAAUUCUUCAUGUUAACGAUGCCGCUUCUUUCCAUAAAGCUCUUCUCGUCUUAAGAGCACUCGUUCCUUGUUAACUGUUCCGUUUCUUCUUUUCAUCAGUAUCUUUAUGUACGUCAUGUAAUAUUUUUUUGAAACAGUACUGGGAAUUAAGGUCUACCGCAUGUGUUCAGGACGUUUUCAGAAAAUCAAAUUCAGUUCUGAUGACAUUUUUGUUUCAUUUAACCCAGUUAUUGUCUUGAGAUUGAAAAAUAUGGUAAAAUAUAUAAGCGGUCAUAUUUAUGGACCCCACUUUCUCUUGUACUUAAAAAACCCAAACAUUUUACGACAUGAAGAAUUUGUUUUGAUGUUCAUGCUGCGAGGGGAGGUAACCCAAAGAGCACCGUAAGCAUGAAAUUACAUAACUGAGAUUUUGCAUUGAAUGUAAACAAAAUGUUUUGAUAUGGCAUUUAUUGAAAUGCAUUGAUUCUUGUUUUUCUUUGAGAAAAGGUUAUUUUUGUAAUUCUUGUUUAUUGUUUUGGAUUGUAUAUGUUUGUAGUUCAAAGACAAAUUAUGUAUUUUUGUAAAAGCGAAUUUUAUUAGUGCAUUGCUGAUGUUGGUAUUAAUGUGUAGCUUGUUACUUGAAAUCAAUAUACAAUAUGUACUUAUAUCUUGUUUAUGAAACGCUAUCUCAGAUUUAGACUUACUUUGUCUUCAUAUUCGUGAUGGAGAAAUUGCGAAACACAAUUUGGUUGUAUUAGAAUACAUUAUGUCUCGGUUGUGUGUAGUCGGUUACUCAGCCUUUAGCUCCUUGUCAAUAUCCCAUAUCCCGCGAGACUUCCCGAGAUUCUAACUUGCGCUAGUCACGUGACGCCAUCUUCCCAAGGCAAGGGCGUUAACUGACUAUAAAAGUCCAGUUUCCACCCUUGCCGAACAAGGCUGAAAAUCCGGAGUUACAUUAAGGCUGGACUAACGAAUCUAUGGAUAGUCCAAUCAAAAUCGUGUAACGAACUAGACAUCCGGUUUGUAAACAAUAUGGAUUUCAACGUGCAGACUGAAGGCUUUGCAAAGGUAAGGCCCGUUAUAUUCGAUAUAGAUUUUGAUUAUCGAUCGGAUCGUCUUGACUGGGCGUCGCCAUUUUGUAUGAAGCGAUUGCAAGGGAUAUGAGAGGUGGAAUCUGAUUGGUCAGAAGGAGGGUCAUAGAAGGGACAUAACUCGUUAUAGCCACUGCUGGCGCUACGAUCGAGCUUGUAAAUUCCAGCCUAGUUCGGCAAGGGUCGAAACUGGACUUUUAUAGCUAAUUAGCUCCCUUGCCUCGUGAAGAUGCGUGACGCAGGACACGAAAUCAAUACAAACUGGCCUCCACUGUAUAGCAGACGGGAACGAUUAGAAACAGUGUAACCUAUCCGCACACCGCUUGACGCACAUUCUCUGUCAGUAAUCAGCUGUUCAACGGGGAUUGUAUACUUUGUCUCCAGAUAAUCUCGACUUUUGUUUGUUUCCUGUUCAACUCACAAUAUUCCAGCUAUAUGACGGCGGUAUGUAAAUGAUCGAGUCUGAACAAGCCAGUCCAGUGAUUGACAUCAUGAGCAUCGAUCUACGCAUUUGGGAUAC